Diabrotica virgifera virgifera (western corn rootworm) is the source of this 4676-nucleotide messenger RNA. RefSeq names its product bone morphogenetic protein 2 (gene mav). The transcript is spliced from 3 exons. The record is from RefSeq and is a predicted model, not a curated record. Bases 198 to 1244 code for a protein of 348 amino acids. Gene Ontology annotation, biological process: SMAD protein signal transduction; BMP signaling pathway. Gene Ontology annotation, cellular component: extracellular region. Gene Ontology annotation, molecular function: cytokine activity; growth factor activity. Lineage: Eukaryota; Metazoa; Arthropoda; Insecta; Coleoptera; Chrysomelidae.
CUCGAGUUAAAACUCUGCGGCUUCGAGCGAACGAACAACAUACACAUUUUACUCAUACACACGUAACUGACAGUGUUAAUCCUUUCGCGUACUUUUAUUCUUGUGCGUUCGCGUAACUUUGGGCAUUGGGUACCGGAUAUUGGUUUAUUUGGUGCAGUGGCAGUGAGUGCAUUAAUGCCGACUACCGGCCUUCUGCUAUGGGCUUAGGCUGCCACAUUUCGGCUCGUUUGGCCGCGUGCUUUUGGACUUCUUUCUACAUCCUAACUCUGUGUUUACUCAAUUUCUCCGGCGCCGAUCCAGGACUCUUCCAAGAUCUAGGCCUUAAGGUUCUUCCAGAUAUUUCUAAGAUUAAUAUCAGUAUAAACGAGUACACAAGAAUGAUGAACACAUACCUCCAAAUGAGAGAAAAUUCAGUCGAUGAUGCCACACCAGUCCCCAAACUAGUUACAUUUAAGUUAGAUCGAAAAGUGGCGUGGAGGAGCAAAGUCCCCUCAGUAAGGCUGAGGUUUCCAGUGGCUCCCAACAGAGACGCAGAGCUUCAAAGUGCUCAGUUAAGGAUACUCACUCCACCUCAACACAACGACGUUUCCAGUGUCACCGUUCAAGUAAAUCUUCUUCUCGGUUCACGACGAAAACGAUUGAUAGAAGAAAGGACUUUUUACCUGUCCCGGAAUUCAUCAAAGUGGUGUGAGGCAGACGUUAGUAGUGCGAUGCGAUUGUGGCUUAGUGGAGAAGUAAAUUUAGGAAUAGAAUUAGUUUGUUUGGAUAGGAAAUGUAAUUUAAAUCCUUUAGAAGCUGGUAUCACUACCUUACUACAUACGAGCGAAUCUCGACGAGUGAGAAGAUCCAUUUACCACAAAGAGAGAAGAACUGACUGCCACAAAAGCAGACAAAAGAGGAGGUGCUGUAGACAAAAUAUGAAAGUAACUUUUAGUAAACUCGAAUUUCCUGAAAUGAACUUCAUAGUCGAACCAAAGGUUUACGAGGCAGGGUACUGCCAUGGUCUGUGUCCUCCCAACUUCAACCACGCAACCAAUCAUUCUAGGAUACAAAGUCUCAUGCAUCAAAUGGAGAAAAGAAACGCUUCUAUUAGAACUUCUAGAUCUAGGAUUAUACCAAAAGCAUGUUGUGCGCCCUCUAAAUUAGGCUCUUUAGAAAUUUUAUUAGUUGAUAAGGACGAUCCUAGUAAACUUAUGGUAGAAAAGUGGGAUAAUAUGAAAGUAAUAGAGUGUGCAUGUUCUUAGAUAUUUUAGAAUUAGUUAAUUAUUUACAUUGUGAUUUAAAAUAGUGCAUUCUAGCAGAUUUAGUAUUUCCAAAAGAGUAAAACACUAAUUUAAUCCGAAAUAAAACAGAAAAUGGUGUCCUUAUUGGGACUACUUCCAGAAAAACUCACUGUAUAUUAAACUUAUAGUAGUACCAGCUAUCUAAAAGAUUACCUGUAUUAUGAAAUGAUCCCUUGUUUAUGUAAUUUCAUACCUCGAAUAAGAGCAUCCCGCUGAUCUGAAUAUUAAUGAGUCUCUUAGAUAGCUGGUACUACUUAACUAAAUAUUAAAGUGUAUAGAUCCAUUCUAUAAAACCAUUGAUAAGCAUUUCAUUGAUAAGCUAUUUUUUUGAGAAAGAUGAUAUGCAAUUGAAUUCAAGUUUUUUAAUUUAUACAUAUUCUAGCUAAACAAAUUCAUAGCAACAAUCCCCCUAAUGUUAAAACAUAUAAAGUUAUUUGUAGCGAUAUCCAGUGUCCAGAUAAACCAAAGUGAAAAGAUAUAGUACCAAAAAGACUUUCUGGUACCUGAUUUAGCGACAAUGUAUCACCGUUGGCAUUAUUGCUUGCAAAAUUGGGAUCAAUGUUUCUUCUAGGGUGCUACUUCGCUGAGGAUGGCUUGAAAAUUUUGUGCGUUCUUGAUUGAUCUCCAAUUGUUGCGUGUGCCGCGGUGUCUGUUUCCAGUAAAUAGCUUCUAUAAUUAUUUUAGAAUCUCUUUUGUUGACUCCGAUGUCGUUCAAUCUAUCUAUCAAGGUUCUGUGCUGCAGCCGCUCGAACGCCUUUUCAAAAUCUAUAAAACAGACAAAAAGGUCUGCUUGUUGAUUAUUGCACCUUUGUGCCAGAAUUUAAAGACAGAAUAUUGCCUCUCGUGUUCCCAUACCUUUCCUGAAGCCAAAUUGUUCUUGACCGGUGACCUUGUCACAUUUUCUACAUAUUCUGUUCAGUAUGUUAUUUAGUAGAGCUUCAGAAUGUUAUUUAGUAGACUUUGAGGCGGAAGUCCUAGAAUAAUUUGGCGUUCUUCUUUUUUGGCAGUGGUAUGAAGACGAAGACGGAUUCAAGCAGGGCCUCCGCUACCAUAUGUGCAAAGUGUGCAAUGCCAUCCUUUAGGGGCGUCAAAACUGAGGGUCAAGAAUUGCAAAAAUAUUUACAAAAAAAAAAUCAAAAAGCAAAAAUUAAUUUUAAAAUAAAAGUUAAGAAAUUACAUAGUUCAGUUUUACUUUGUUUGGAUGACAUUAUUAGUCUUUCUAUAGAUAUAAAAUAAAAAAUCCCGCUAUAAAAAUAACAAACACCCAUUCCGUAGACAAAACUGUAGAUAAGAAAUACCUAACUAUGCCCUGAUUUCGUGGAAAAAUUGUGUGGGUGGUAAUUCUAUCUCAUCGAUAAGCCAACGAUUGUGUGACGCUCAAAUGAUGAUUCGACAAGAUUUGAAAAUCGCAUACCCAUCAAAUAACUAAUUAGACCGGGCUGUAUCGUCGCCUCCAUUAGCGAAAUUAUUCCGAUUCUAUUUUUUGCACAAACUUACUGAAAAUGAGGUCCUUAUAACAAAUCCACAGGUUGCCAGGCGGUGCUGUGGUCGAAAAAUUGUUAAAACAAAUUCACAAAAAUAAUUUUUUUCAUUUCGAAUAAUUUUUUUUAGAUCACUUGGGUCAUUAUGAUUAAAAAAGGUCUCUUGUCAUUUUUCACUAAAAUUGAUUGUUGUCGAGUUAUACACGAUUUAAAAUUUAAAAAUGCGAAAAUGGCCAUUUUUAAGGCUUAAUAACUCGAUUUAAAAUUACUAUUAUGAAAGUCAGAAAGUGACGAAAUCAAAGUUUAAAACCCCUCCUUCAAGAUCCUGAAGAAAUUUUUGACAUUAUUUUAUUACAAAGCUGUUUUUAAUUAUUAACAAUUAGCUCUGUAGUCCAGGCUGUAUCGUUGCCCACGUUAGCAAAAUUAUUUCGAUUAGAUUUUUUUGCAAAAACUUACUCAAAAAGAGGUCUUUAUAACAAAUCCACAGGGUUCCAGGCGGUACCUUGGUCGAAAAAUUGUUUAAACAAUUUUUUUAAUUCGAACAAUUUUUUUCUUAGAUAAUUUGGGUCAUUCUGAGAAAAAAGAUCUCUUUUGAUUUUUCUCUAAAAUUGAUUGUUGUCAAGUUAUAUGGCCAUUUUCGCAUUUUUCAAAUCUUAAAUCGCGUAUAAGUCGACAACAAUCAAUCUUAGAGAAAAAUUACAAGGGAUCAUUUGUACUCAGAAUGACCCAAGUUAUCUAAAAAAAUUUUGUUCGAAAUGAAAAGAAAAUUUUGUGAAUUUAUUUAAAAAAAAUUGUUUAAACAAUUUUUCGACCACGGCACCGCUUGACAUUCUGUGGAUUUGUUAGAAGUAAUUAUUAUGGUAAGUUUGUGCAAAAAAAUCGAAUCGGAAUAAUUUCGCUAACGGGGGCGACGAUACAUUGCCGUCUAAAGGUACGUUUUUACUGGCGCGGCUGGCUCGUAAAGUAGUUAAAACAGUAAAAACGUAACUUAAAUGGACAAAAUUUGAAAAUCGCGUUACUCUGGGUUCGCCUUCCACAAAAGGGUGGUGUUGUGAGAAAAAAUAUUCUCGGGUUAAGUUUAAACCCUGUAUGUGUGACAAGAUGGUCCAGCAGAAUUGAUUCAAUAAAGCCCCUUAAACUUUAUUUAAUUAAGAUUUACUAUGGUGUUAUUUGUUCCUAUUUUGCUUUAUUUCAAGCACCUACCUACCUACCUUCAAAAAAAUAAAUAAAAAACAUUAUCAAAAUGCCUUAAGGGCCGCCAAAAUUAUUUUUUUUGCACACAGGCGCCAGUAGUUCUUACGGGGGCCCUGGAUUCAAGCCAUCUUUUAGGGAUCUCUGCUGUACUGUGAAUGUUAGAUAUUAAAUAGACCAAGAAGGUCUAAGUUUUCCUCGUUGAUUAACUUCAAUAGCUCAACUGGUAUUUCAUCUUUUCCUACAAAUUUAUUGUUUUUUAGUUGACGUAGAGCAUAUUCCAGUUCUGACUUCAGUAUUGGAGGACCUUCGUUGUUUUCUUUAUUUAAUGUAGGGGGUUCUUUGAUGCCAUAGAAGAUAUAAACGCAUUAAAAAUACAAUUAAAAAUAGCCGAGGUGAAGUUAAAGUCAUUUAGAGUGAUCAAAAUUAUGUCUUUCUCAAAAACAUUCAGCUCCUCAAAAAUAUACAUAUACAUAAACAUAUAUAUUAUUUAUUUAUAUUGAUAGCGACACUAUUUUAAAUCACCCUGUAUAUAUUUUUGUACGGGUCGAACUGAGCAUUUUUUACAUUUUCACUGUGAUAUAAUUUAAUCUUUUAUUUUUCAUUUCAUGUAUCGAAAAAGUAUUAUUUUUACCUGUUCACUUUUAUAUAAUAUUUAAUUUUAUAUGAACUGAUUUGUAUGAGAAUCUUUUAUUUUGUUAGUAAAGACUUUUUUAAUAAA